Bombus pascuorum is the source of this 3552-nucleotide messenger RNA. RefSeq names its product transforming acidic coiled-coil-containing protein 3 (gene tacc). The transcript has 6 exons. The coding region runs from base 354 to 3290 and encodes 978 amino acids. The record is from RefSeq and is a predicted model, not a curated record. Lineage: Eukaryota; Metazoa; Arthropoda; Insecta; Hymenoptera; Apidae. Gene Ontology annotation, biological process: mitotic spindle organization; cell population proliferation. Gene Ontology annotation, cellular component: cytoplasm.
CGGUUGCGUGCUAAACGUUGUAUCGAAGGCGAUAUUGAGGAACGUGUACAAGGAAUUUCUACGAAACAAAGUUGUUUAUUUAUUUUAAUAUUAUACUAAACUCGAGUGCUAUAAAGUUUACAUUUAAAACGAAUAUAUGUUUGAAAGAAGCCGCGUCUUUUACUGAUAACGUCGAGUAACAUGCAGUGGGAAUGCUAACAUUCAAUUAUUAGUGUCCUUUGAUUUGUGUACAAAACGUUUCACGAUUGAAUUUAAUUUCGUGUCGUGAUUGCAGUCGUCAAAGGUGCAACGACGAAUGCAUUUAUUGAAAUUAUCAUCGAAUUUGUAAUCAAAAUUGUGAAAAUAUCAUCAGGAUGUCAAGUCCAAGGAAUAUGAGUGGUUCUGUUCGCGAAGGAACUCGAGUUGUGCUUCGAGAAAUCACUGCGUCUCUUCAUAAUUCGCCGCCUGUGCAACCUUCUCGCCACAAGAGUGGUGGCGACAACUCUACAUCGAAAAGUGCAGAGCAUGAGGUGAAGGUUCGAUUCGCUCGUGAGUUCGCCGACGUUGGAUCGAUCACCUACUCGGCUCCGGAAAGUCUGUCCUCGGCAAGCAGUUUCCAGAGUCUCAGCAGUACUUUAAGCACAAAGAGCAGUAGUGGAAUCUGUGCAGACUCCGCACCUCAGAGCCCCAACCAGGUUUUGGACGAUUCAUACGUGGACUCGAACAUAUCUGGUUUAGGAGAUCUGAUCGCCGGUUGUGCAGGGAUAAACUUAAAUAGCGAGGACGACGAUCAUUCAUACAGUACUCUCCAAAACUCUCAAGACUUCAGUCACGAUCAAACAUUCGCAUCUGCCACUGACGAACUAUCAGCAAAUAUUACCAAAGAUCUCUCUGAGUCUCCAUUGACUGAGCCUCUGUUGACUGAGUCUCGGAAAAUAGUGCAAGUUGUCGACGACAAUUCGACGCUGAUUAAUUCUACAGAGGAAAUUAAAGAAAUACCUAUCGUAGACACCAUUUGCAUCAAGGAACCUCUGCCCGUAGCGAUUAUAGAAUCAAACAGGAGGAAUAGUUUUAUACGAUUAGAGGGAAUAACAAGCAGAUCCUUUUCUGCUAAUAAGAGUAAUGAAAGUAGCGAUGAUCAUCAGACGAGUAAUAGCUCCGUGAAUAGCGUUGAUGAGAUUUCACUGCCACGUUGCAUAGAGGAGUCUAACUUAAAUUCGACUGUGUGUUUGUCACCUAAUAAAGAAGUCACAGAUGUUCUCAGAGAAAAGGAAUCCAGUUUGAUAGAGGAUAGCUCGAACGAAAUUGAUCCUUUGUCUGUCAAUUUUGUACCAUAUACUGUAAAUUCCGUAUGUAAUUCGACGUCUGUGUUCACAGAAUAUGCAGAAGAGCCAUCGUUGCCUAGUAUACCAACGUUUUCUUCUUUAUUGAACAGCACAGAUUCGGUGAAGUUGGGCGAAAGCAAUGCUCGAGAAGAUGAGAACAAUGUAGAAAAACAACUGGCAAGGUCUUUGUCUCCUGUGAAUAAUUCUAACAUAGCAGUAAUUUCAUCUCCGCAAAUCGCAGUGAAAAGUCCUAUUCAAGAUAAAAGCCAAGAUAUAAAUAGUAGUUUGACAAAUUCAUUGAAAUUUCUUAACAAUGAUGUAAAGGAUUAUGUAAAUGUUAUAAAUGACAAACAACAGACUUGUUUAGACGAUACUUCCUUCGUGAGGUCAAAAACGCCUGAGGUUCAAGAAAAUUCUGCUACGAAUAUUUGUCAAGAGAUUAGGAAGACGGUAAUAACAGAAAGUGUUGUUAACAAUCUCAAACUUGCUUCAUUACAAGAAGAUACUUUGAAGACAGAUACUAUUACUCCUAGAAAAGAAGAAGUAGAAACCAGUCAAUCAGAUAAAUCUUUUGACAAGAAAGUAGACGAUUUGCAGAACACAGAUGAUUUGUUAAAGGCAGAUGAUUUGCUAAAGACAAAUCUAAUAAAUUCGAUAAAAGAAAAUGAAAACGAGAAUGUAGAGGAACAGUGUUCUGACAAGAAAUUAGAUACCACUAUUAUAUUAGAGGAUAUUUCUUUGAUUUCGGAGACUAUACCGGAAGAGGAACUGUAUACGGAGUUCAAACCGCAACGACAGAGCACCACGUUAACUACGUUGAACAUCGAACAGCCGAAUUUCGAAGAACUGCAAUCGGCUGCUGAACAGGUUGCCAAUGAUAUUUGUAAAUCUUCAUUGGAAUUCUCAAGAGAAACCGAUUGUUUCAUUAGCGCGACAUCCGAAAUCUUCCAAGAUCCUUCGAGCUUCGAUUUUUUGAUAAAUCACGGCAAUUCGAAAACUAUCAAUCGUUUGAGAAGUGAGUCCUUGUAUGUAAAAUUUGAUCCAUUGGUAGCAAAUACCAGUAUGUUACCUCAAGGAAAUAUACAAUCCAUAAACGAGGAACAAAACGGCAAAAGUGAAAGCAUACCAGUUGAUACUCCUAAACGUAAUCCUGCCAUAGCAGCUAUAGAUAGGCUACUUUUUUAUAGUCCUAUUUGUACAAAUAUGACACAGAAAACAGAUGAACUUCAAGAAAAAAUGGCAAGCAAAGAACAGCCUGCAGAAGAAUCAAAAUCAGAUACUCCACUUAUUACCGAUGUUAAUAUGAGUAAGGAAUUAGAAUUAGUAAGGACAACUGUAUUACAGCUAGAAGAAGAACUAGAGAAACGAAAGAAAGAGUACGAAGCUGAAUUAGACAAGCAAAAGAAUGCUUUUCAAGAAAAAAUUAACAAAUUACAAGCACAAAUGGCACAGGAGAUAAAAAGUAAAUCUCAAAUGACGGUCGUAGUCGAAGAGUAUGAAAAAUCGAUUAGUCGACUGCUUACAGAGAGAGAAAGAGAUCGUACGAAUUUCGAACAAGAGAAAGCAAAACUCCAAGAGGAAUUACAAGCUACAAAUGUUCAUUUAAGCAACACAGAAGCUGCUUUCAAUGAUGUUCAUCAAAAGUACGAGAAGCUCAAAGGAUUCGUAUCCGUGUACAAAAGUAAUGAGGCAGUAUUGAAGGAGGGUAUUCAAGAAAACAUGGAAACAAUAAAAGGUUUGGAAACACGAUACGAUCAAUUGAAGAAUCAUGCUAAGACCGAGCUUGAAAAAGCUAAUUUCCAACUGGAUGCUAUACGAAAACAACAUGAAGAUGAAACAGUAAAACUUCAUGCGUUGGUACGGAAAGCGGAACUAAAGAGCAAUUCAUUGGCCGAAUUGGUUGAACAGAAAACUAAAGAAAAUAAGGAAUUAACGCAAAUAUUGGAUGAAGUGAUUGCAAGGGUGGGUCACCAAAACGCGGAAUAAAAAGCAGAAAUUGAAUAAGCAUCGCGAAUGCAAUGCAAUUAGUCUUUAUUUUUUUACUCGCCCCCUUAAACGUUUUAGAUACAACCAUAUGCUAGAUAUGAUUGAUAUAUAUGUACACAUGCGUUGUUUCUAAAAUUAUUAAUUGCAAAUUAUGUUUUGUUUCAGAGAAGCACCUUUUAUUAAUUAUUUAUAAGUUGUGAAAUAUAUAUAUAUAUACAUACUAUUUUAUCGCUAAUAAAAAAAAUAGGCAUAUUAAAAACAA